AUGAACUGUGGAUUUAGACGGUUAUCUUCCUUAAUUCUGUUGUCGCCAUCAAACUCACACGAGCUCAUGCGCUUGACUGCCACUGGCAAAAUGGCGUACUCCAUGGACGAUAUCGAACAAGCCCUGGACGGCUGUGCAGAGGACAGGGAGGUGGCCACGAUCGUGGACGGGUUUCAGUCCCUGGACAACACGGCUCGGGCGCACCGCGCUCCGGAGAAACAGGAGGUUCUUGACCUGAGUUCUCGUGCGUGGAAUAAUCCGAAGAAAGGCAGAGGAAAAGUUGCGAAGAUAAGUAAGAUGUUUGAGGAGAACCACUUUCCGAUUGAUAAACGAAAACGGCAAGUCAUGGAUGGUGAACGGCCGUGGCAGAGGGAACUGAAAAUAAGAGAUGAACGCAAGAAAACAAACCCCUUACCUGAUAGUCAACCGUCAGAGAAAACCGCUGGUAGCUCAAAGGAGGACAGCAAGUCGAAAGUAUCCCCCACAAAACAUACAGAGACGAGCCAUAAUCAUCAAACUAGUCCCAACUUGCGAAACUUUCCUAGCACAGAUAAAGACACUAUACCAAACGAAGUCAAAAACACUGAAGACAGCGUCCCAACUAGUGGCACAAAUCAUGUGGAACAGGCCAUAAACGCAGAUUCAGAAGAGUCUGUGAAGACUGAAGAACCAGUGCCAAAUGAGAUCCAUAGUACAACGACUCAAAUUGGUGACGCCCUAAUUCACCCGCGCCAUGAUAACCAGAGCUCAGCACACGUACAUCACGGCAACGACACUCUGCCUGUGGAGACAGGCACUGAGACGCUCAGCCAGGAACAGAAGGAACCAAAUUUCGAUCAUAGCCAUAAAAAUGGUGACAGUUUACAUGUGUCUAAUGAGAUGGAAGAUCCCAGGAAAGACAUACAUGAAGAAAGAGACACCGUUCCUAGUAACAUAGAUGUGGAAAACAGCUGCCACGAUACGUUACAGGAAAACGAUGAGCAUCCAGUAGAGGUAGGUAGUGCCAUGGAUGGUUUGCCCUUUGUCAUGGAGAGUUCGUUUGCACGAAGCCUUCAGCAAAGGACUAACCUUAUGAGACAGAGCAAGGUAGAACACAGCACCGACAGUGAUUCUGAUGCUUCAAAAGCGGAGCUGGGACACCACCUGUUGGAGAGUGGUAUCGCCGGUGGUCGCCGUGGCUACAACAGUCGUCCGGAGGAAGCUGGCAAUUUUACCGGCGGUGACGACCUUCAGCCAGAGCACAACGGGAUCGAGCAUACACAACAAAGCAGCGAAAUGCCCCGUCAUCCACAGAUAAACGACCUAGUGCAAAAGUUUGAAGACUCCGGCAUCGGAUUUGCGAACAGCGACUUGAUUCACGAACGAGAAAACGGCCUGACUCCGCUGUCGAGUGAUGGCAGCGUGAGGACUCCAUCUUCAACAGAAGAACACAGUCACAGGGACAUCCUCGAGCCUGACCAUCAGCACACACCCCGGCUACACACCAUCCUCCACAACAAGGACCACGACAGUGACGAGCAUCACGACGUGCGACCAAAAGGUCGGCAUCAUGUGAAGUUCGAGGAUGACAGGAGACGAGCGGUGAACGGACUCCCGAACGGCCACACGGACUCCACCAAGAGAGCGCGCGACCAGAGGACUCAGGACCAGGCCAUUGUGAAGUGUUCUUACCUUAGCAACGAGCUGGUCCGGAUGUCGGAACUGUUGGAUACGAUGGACCCAGAGGAGCUGAAAUCGGCCCUGAAGAGACGUUUGAAGCGGAAAGACGCCAAACUGAUCAUGGCGAUGAGCCUGCUUCUGCCCCGACACAGACAUCCGCCAGCCUCCCAGCUCCACUGUGUCAGGUGUCACAAGAACUACAACCCCAGAUUUGACUCGGAACGCUGUGCCCUGAGCCACCCGAACAACUGUGUAGUCAAAAAGAAGGAACACUCGACCAGCACGACCUUCAAAUGCCGCGCGUGCUCGACAACGUUCCGGCUGACCAACAUGACGUUUUACCAGGAGGGGGUGAACUCCUACAUGACGGGGCUGUGCUUCUCCGGCAAACACACCACCAACUCCAAGGACGUGGUGUACCAGUGUCACGGAGGGCCUGCAAAGACGUGCGAGGAUCACGGCUGUGUGCUGUAUUAUGUCUGAUGGCGUAACCCAAAGCUGUAUGGCUUUGUGUGCCAGCUACAAGUCUUUGUACGGAUUGCACAAAAGCAACAACUAUUCAUAUGAAGUACAUUUUGACUCUUUGCAGCAUGUAACAGAAUAGCAAAGUAUUACAUAGAUUAUAUUUUAGUAUUUCAUAAGAUGGAGAGAGUGUUGUGUUUUUUAAUAGAAACUUAGUAAAAUAGUAGCCAUAUCAUGAUGUUGGAAUACAUGUGAGUUGCAUGCCAAGACUUACAUGGUAUGUACAUGUAUUGGAUUUCGUAUUGUUGAACCGAGAAAAAGCUAUGGAAAGGCGAAUGUGAGCAUUGACUUGGUUGUUCAAAUGAGGUGCUAUCUUCUAUGUCUUUGUGCCAUACAGCAGUCGUUGUUGAAAGAAAAGGGUAGAAAACGCCCAGAUAUCAAAAAUCCUUUAUACUAUGUUUGAUCUAUAGCAGCCCAUUUUCUUUCACAAUUGUUAAGGCAUGCAGUAGCCUACGAAAUGAGGUCUUGAAAAACAUGGGGUUAAAGCAAACACAUAAUACAUUAGAACACUACAAGUUUGUGUGUAUGUUAUACAAA
Messenger RNA from Branchiostoma belcheri (Belcher's lancelet), 2718 nucleotides. RefSeq lists its product as uncharacterized. Lineage: Eukaryota; Metazoa; Chordata; Leptocardii; Amphioxiformes; Branchiostomatidae. The transcript is spliced from 4 exons. The record is from RefSeq and is a predicted model, not a curated record. The coding region runs from base 1 to 2142 and encodes 713 amino acids.